Molecule: messenger RNA, 4135 nt
Organism: Andrographis paniculata
Lineage: Eukaryota; Viridiplantae; Streptophyta; Magnoliopsida; Lamiales; Acanthaceae
Product: ABC transporter B family member 15-like
Exons: 7
Coding region: 160-3924 (1254 amino acids)
Biological process (GO): transmembrane transport
Cellular component (GO): membrane
Molecular function (GO): ATP hydrolysis activity; ATP binding; ABC-type transporter activity
Source: RefSeq, a predicted model, not a curated record
GCUGGGAUUUCUCUAUAUAUACGGAUACGCUCAAAUCCAUAUUUCCAUCCCCUGCAGGCAGCAGCAUAUCUGUCUAUCUUUCUAAAAGUGGAGUGCGAAACGACAGAAAGCUCCAGCAGUGGUGCCCUGCUUUGCGAUUUUGUUGUCGGAGGGUGAAAUAUGGGUGUUGCCGAUGCGGAUGUGGAGAAAUUAGGUAGAAAGAAGAAGAAAACGAGCAGUAACAUCUCAUUCGCGUCGAUUUUUUUGCAUGCCGAUGCUUCGGAUAUGGUGUUGAUGAGCCUUGGAUUAUUUGGUGCAUUUGUUGACGGAGUUUCCAUGCCUGCCAUGCUUUUAGUUACUGGAAAGCUCAUGAACAGUUUCGGAAACUCUCAGCUUUCGGUUGCUGAAACUUUCAUUCGCAACGUCAAUAAGAAUGCAUUGGCUCUUUGCUACAUAGCUUGUGUGCAAUGGAUUGGCUGCUUCCUUGAGGGAUACUGUUGGACAAGAACAGCACAGAGACAAGCUUCAAGAUUAAGAACAACAUACUUGAAAGCUGUAAUGAGGCAAGAUAUUGGCUACUUUGAUUUACACGUAACAAGCACAAAUGAGAUCAUUGAAAGUGUCUCCAACGACAGUGUACAAAUUCAAGAUGCUAUAAGUGAAAAGGUACCGGUUUUUGUGAUGAACCUGUCGGCAUUCUUUGGGUCCUAUUUGGUGGCAUUCAUAUUGUUGUGGAGAUUAGCAAUUGUGGGAUUUCCAUUCACAGUAUUUUUAGUGAUACCAGGCUUGAUGUAUGGGAGAACUCUGAUGAAUAUAGCAAGGAAAAUCAGGGAUGAGUAUAAUAAAGCCGGUGCAAUUGUGGAACAGGCCCUUUCUUCAAUUCGUACAGUUUAUUCAUUUGCAGGGGAGAGCAAGACUAUUGCCUCAUACUCUGCUGCACUUCAGGGGACUGUGGACUUGGGAUUGAGGCAAGGGUUAGCCAAAGGUUUAGCCAUUGGCAGCAAUAGCGUAGUCUUUGCAAUUUGGGCUUUCUUGUCUUAUUAUGGUAGUAGGAUGAUCAUGUACCAUGGAGCUCAAGGAGGCACUGUCUUUGCUGUUGGAGCUGCAAUUGCCCUUGGUGGAUUAUCAUUAGGUGUCUGUUUGUCCCACCUGAAGCACUUUGCUGAAGCAAGUGCAGCUGCAGAGCGCAUAAAGGAGAUCACAGAAAGAGUCCCCAAAAUCGACUCUGAAAGUAUGGAAGGAGAGCUCCUGCAAACUGUGUACGGGGAAGUUGAAUUCAAGCAUGUCAAAUUCGCUUACCCUUCGAGGCGUGAAAGCAUAAUAUUCGAAGAUUUCAACCUGAAGAUCCCAGCAGGAAAAACUCUUGCAUUAGUUGGAGGAAGUGGGUCAGGAAAAUCCACUGUGAUUGCAUUAUUGCAAAGAUUUUAUGAUCCACUUGGUGGUAAAAUUCUUCUUGAUGGUGUUGCAAUCGACAAGUUGCAGCUAAAGUGGCUAAGGUCACAAAUGGGACUAGUUAGUCAGGAGCCGGUCCUCUUCGCUACCACCAUUAAAGAGAACAUAUUAUUCGGCAAAGAAGAUGCAUCCAUGGAGGAGGUUAUAGAGGCUGCUAAAGCUGCUAAUGCCCAUAACUUCAUCACUCAGCUGCCUCAAUGCUAUGACACUCAGGUUGGGGAGAGAGGAGUGCAGAUAUCUGGAGGACAGAAGCAGAGAAUAGCAAUUGCUAGAGCUAUUAUCAAGGCACCUAAAAUUCUCCUACUCGACGAAGCCACGAGUGCACUAGACUCAGAAUCCGAGCGAGUGGUCCAAGAAGCUCUCGACAAGGCAGCAGUGGGACGCACCACUGUUGUCGUAGCUCACCGUCUCUCCACCAUCUGCAAUGCAGACCUGAUCGCCGUGGUCCAUAAUGGUCAUGUCCAGGAGUCGGGUUCGCACGAUGAGCUUAUGAAAAACAACCAAGGCCUGUUCGCUUCCUUCGUUCAAAUCCAACACAUUGAGGAUACUAAAGAGUACAUGGAUACCAACACCACUAGCCCUUCAUGCAUUUCAAAAAGCGACAUACAUAGCGCUAGCAGUAGAAGGGUGUUGACAGCCAGUUCAUCAAGCUCAACGAACUUGGCUGAACCGGGAUUAGAAAUAGGAAGCACGCCCAAUGAUCGAGCAUUGCCAGCGCCUUCGUUCACAAGAUUGCUGGCUAUGAAUAUGCCGGAAUGGAAGCAAGCAACGCUAGGGUGCAUAAGUGCAAUACUGUUUGGUGCUAUCCAGCCUCUGUAUGCAUUCUCGAUGGGUUCGAUGAUAUCGGUCUAUUUCCUGCGCGAUCACGCAGCGAUCAAGGAGAAGACGGAGAUGUACGCACUGUGCUUCGUCGGGCUCGCAGUCUUUUCGCUCGUGAUCAACAUCUGUCAGCACUACACCUUUGCUUCAAUGGGCGAGAACUUGACAAAACGGAUCAGAGAAAGAAUGCUGUCAAAGAUCCUCACUUUUGAAAUCGGAUGGUUUGACAAGGAUGAAAAUGCUACCGGCGCUGUAUGCUCUCGACUCGCCAAAGACGCCAAUGUGGUGAGAUCUUUGGUAGGCGAUCGGAUGGCGCUGUUCAUACAGACAUUCUCGGCCGUAAUCAUCGCCUGCACGACGGGGCUCGUCAUCGCAUGGAGGCUAGCAUUGGUGAUGAUAGCAGUGCAGCCUCUAAUCAUAAUCUGCUACUAUUCUAAACGUGUACUGCUCAAGAACACAUCACAGAAGUCCAUCAAAGCCCAAAACGAAAGCAGUAACCUCGCCGCAGAAGCCGUCUCCAAUCUUCGAACCAUCACAGCUUUCUCUUCGCAAACCCGGAUUCUCAAAAUGCUCGAAAAAGCCCAAGAAGGACCUCUAACCGAAAGCAUUCGCCUGUCGUGGCUUGCCGGGAUCGGCCUCGGAACCUCCCAAAGUCUCAUGACCUGCACUUGGGCCCUCGAUUUUUGGUUCGGCGGCAAACUCAUGGCAGAAGGCUUCAUCGGCGCGAAGUCGCUGUUCCAAACUUUUAUGGUCUUGGUAAGCACAGGUCGCGUCAUAGCCGACGCUGGAACGAUGACGAACGAUCUCGCCAAAGGAGCCGACGCAGUCAGGUCUGUUUUCGCCGUGCUCGACCGCUACACCUUGAUCGAUUCUAACGAUCGCGACGGAUACAAACCGGAGAAACUCACCGGCCAUGUUGAGCUGCAAGACGUCGAAUUCGCCUAUCCGGCGAGGCCAAACACAAUGAUCUUCAAAAGCUUCUCAAUCGACAUCCCGGCAGGGAAAUCGAUCGCCCUCGUGGGACAGAGUGGAUCGGGGAAGUCGACGAUAAUCAGCCUAAUCCAGAGAUUCUACGAUCCUCUAAAAGGCGCCGUUCGGAUCGAUGGGCGAUGCAUCAAGUCGUACCAUCUAAGAACACUGAGACAACACAUUGCAUUAGUCAGCCAAGAGCCAACGCUAUUCGCGGGCACCAUAAGGCAAAACAUCAGCUACGGAUCGUCAUCGUCAGACAACAUCGACGAAGCGGAGAUCGUCAAAGCGUCGAAGGCGGCAAAUGCGCACGAAUUUAUCUCCGGAUUGAAAGACGGAUACGACACUUUCUGUGGCAGCAGAGGCCUGCAGCUGUCCGGUGGGCAGAAGCAACGAAUCGCGAUCGCGCGCGCCAUGCUUAAGGAUCCGGCGAUCUUAUUGCUUGACGAGGCGACGAGCGCAUUGGACACGAAGUCGGAGAAAGUCGUGCAGAGUGCUCUGGAGACAAUGAUGGUCGGGAGGACGAGCAUCGUGGUGGCUCACCGGCUGAGCACCGUGCAAAAUACCGAUAGUAUCGCGGUUUUGGAGAAAGGUAGAGUUGUUGAAAUGGGAAGCCAUAGUUCAUUGCUGAGUAAAGGACGUGAUGGAGCUUAUUAUUCACUCGUUAGCCUUCAGACAUCUCCUACGAUGAAUCAAAGUACGUAGUUGUGUUGAUUAUAUCUUGUGUUGUAAUGUGUUUUCUUGCAGCUCUAAGGGCUGUUCUUUCUUUUAAAAAAGACUUGUGUACUGUUUUUAUACUUAUAUUUUUGUAAAACAUACGUAAGAGCAAUAAGAAAGGUCUCUGUUUUGCAUAAAAAGUUGUAUUUGGAUCACAUUGUUAAGACGGGGAUCCGAAUCGAUACAAGAUCAAUACCCA